Plasmodium relictum is the source of this 1122-nucleotide messenger RNA. RefSeq names its product alpha/beta hydrolase, putative. Bases 1 to 1122 code for a protein of 373 amino acids. NCBI's taxonomy places the organism in Eukaryota, Apicomplexa, Aconoidasida, Haemosporida, Plasmodiidae. The record is from RefSeq and is a predicted model, not a curated record. The transcript has a single exon.
AUGUUUUCAUUAUAUAUUAAUUUCAUUUUUUUAUUUCUUUAUUUUUAUUUUUUUGAAAGAAAAAAAAUAGAAGCAACUUAUUUUAAGAAAAAUUUUCAAAAUAACAAAAUAAAUAUGAUACGCAAUUUGUAUCUCAACCUAAGUAGAGUAAAUAUAUUAAGAUGUACUAGUAAAAUUAAAAAUUAUGAAUUGAGUACGAAGAAAUAUGCAUUAUUAAAUUAUAAAAAAAAUCCUUUUUCGACUUUUGCUUUAAGUAAUGAUGAAAAAGAAGUAGAACACAAAAUUGAUGGGAUAUCUUUUAUUAUCAGAGAUAACACAAAUAUAUAUAAAGAAGAAACAAAAAAUAUUCCUAUUCUAUUAAUUCACGGAUGUUAUGGAUCAAAGAAAAAUUUUCGUCCUUUUAGUAAAAUGUUAAAAUCAAAUAAAAUCAUAACAUUAGAUUUACGAAAUCAUGGGGAUUCUAAACAUACAGAUACUAUGAAGUUUGAUGAAAUGGAAAAUGACAUUAAAAAUGUUUUAGAAAAAAUUCAUAUAAAAAAAUGUUGUUUAGUUGGAUUUAGUAUGGGAGGAAAAGUUUCUAUGUACUGUGCUUUAAAAAAUUCUUCUCUUUUCUCUCACUUAGUAAUAAUGGAUAUAUUACCAAUUAAUUAUAAUUCUAAAGAAAUAUAUGUAAGACAACCAUAUAACAUUGUGCAAAUGACCAAUAUUUUACUUAAUGUUAAAAAAAAGAAUCCACAAAAUAAAAAUCAGUUCUUAAGUUAUCUUAAAGAAGAAUUACCAGAUAUAUCUAGCACUUUCACUCAAUUUAUAUGUAUGUCUCUUAAGGAAAAUGAAACGAAAAAUCAAUUAAAGUGGAAAAUAAAUGUAGAUACAAUGUAUAAUGAAUUGUCUCAUCUUAUGAAUUUUCCUUUAAGUUCAGAUUAUUAUAAAUAUUAUAAUCCUUGUAGUUUCAUUAUAGGUAAGAAAUCUGAUUUAGCUUUUUCUAUACCUAAAUUUAAUAACAUUAUAAAUAGCUAUUUUCCGAAUUCUAAACAAUUCGUUUUAGAUAAUUCAUCACAUACCGUUUACAUUGAUGAAGCACAGGAAUGUGCAAAUAUUAUUAACAAUACAUUGUGUCUAUAA